GAAAUUCAAGAAAAACCCUGGCUGUCGUUACGUAUGUUGCGAGACGUACUUCCCCUCCACUACGAUAUCACAAUGUUUCCAGAUUUUUACGAAGAUGGCGACCGCUUCCACGGAAAUGAAACAAUUGAGCUCCAAGUCCAUCGACCGACAAAGUUCAUCCUGAUCCACGUGCACACAGACUACAUGAACGUAACGUCCGCCGAAGUGAAGGACAACUCGACGCAGGCGCCGGUCAGUAUACGCAGGACUUUCGUCUACAAGCCGAAUGAGUUCUACGUCAUUGAGAUGUCGGAAACCAUCAGCUCUCCCGUGAUGGUCGAGCUGCAGUUUGAGGGAUCCAUGACCAAGACAAUUGUCGGCAUUUAUAAAGGGACGUAUCUGAACACAGCCACCAACCAGACAAGACACCUAGCGGCCUCCAAGUUUGAGCCCACUUUUGCCCGGCAAGCCUUCCCAUGUUUUGACGAGCCAGACAUCAAGGCAGAAUACAGCAUCACUUUGCUUCAUCGGCCUGGCUAUGUCGCUCUCUCCAACAUGCCAAAUACAGGAGAGAUCCGGGUAUUUGCCACCCCAGACAAGAUCCAGCAGGCGCAGUUUGCCCUGGAUAUGGCCAAGCACACGCUGGACACGUACGAGAGACUGUACAACCAGACCUACCCUCUGCCCAAACAAGAUCUGAUCGCAAUCCCCGAGUUUGUGUCUGGCGCCAUGGAGCACUGGGGUCUGAUUGCGUUCCGCGAGACCCGGAUGUUGUACGACCCUCUCCAGGCGUCUCUGGAUGACGCUGAAGACGUGGCUCAUGUGGUUGCGCAUGAGAUGGCGCACAUGUGGUUCGGCAAUUUGGUCACCAUGGCCUGGUGGAACGACCUCUGGCUCAACGAAGGCUUCGCCUCGUACAUGGAGUACAUUGGAGCAGCCACCAAGGAGACAGAGUGGGGGCUGAUGGACAAGUUCCUGCCACAGGAUUUUUUCUCCGUCAUGCCCCAAGACUCGGCCCUCUCGUCUCACCCAAUCAUCGUUGACGUGCAAGAUCCAGCACAGAUCACCUCUGUGUUUGAUGCCAUUUCUUACUCGAAGGGUGCAUCAGUGAUACGGAUGUUAAAGAGCAUCAUGGGAGAGGCCAAGUUUUUCGAGGGUGUGGGCCUGUACCUGCAGCGCCAUAAAUGGGGCAACGCACGCACCGAUGACCUUUGGGGAGCCCUUUCAGAGGUGGACCCUACGUAUGAUGUCAAGCACAUAAUGGACACCUGGACGAUCCAAGAUGGCUACCCGUACAUUAACAUAACACUGUCUACGACCUCAGACGGGACCACUACGGUGGAAGCCACGCAGAAGAGAUUUCUUCUCAACCCUGAAGCGGAACUGGAUCCAUCAGCCUCUACUUUAAGGUACAAAUGGUACGUGCCGCUGAGCUUCCAGACAUCGCAGGGUGAGAACGGCAGCAAGGUCAUGGACAUGACAGACAUCAAAUUCAGCGGGAACUAUGGUCUAAGUUCACCUGGCAGUUGGAUCAAGUUUAAUGUGGAUCAGCCCGGAUUCUACCGCGUACUUUAUCCAGACAGUCAGUGGCAGGCUUUCUCCCAGUACCUCUUGACUACAGAUAAUCAGCUAUGGAUCCUGGGCAUUGCAGACAGGGCUGGCCUCCUCAACGAUGCCUUCACCCUGGCGUCUGCCGGCAUGACGUCCUACGAUAUACCCCUGGACAUGAUGUCCUACCUGGCAAAGGAAGAACACGUCGUCCCCUGGAGUGCCGCCCUGCAGGGAGGCGUCAACUACAUACGGCGAAUGCUCCGAGAUGACCCAGACUACGGACUUUGGAAGAGUUUCAUCGCUGACAGGACCAGACCCAUUGUGAUGCGAGUGGGCUUCCAAGACACCGGAUCUCAUCUUGAAAGACAGCUGCGAUCCCUGGUUAUAUCUGUAGCCUGCCAGGUGGGAGACUCGUAUACCCUGAGCAACAUCACCGGACAGUUCCGUGAUUGGCUGGAUAAUGGAGUCACUCCAUCGGUUAACCUCCGGAGUGCAGUGUACAUAUACGGAAUGGCUAACUCGGGCGACGAGGCGGACUGGGAUCAAAUCUGGAACAAAUAUCUGGUGGAGAAUUCCCCUCAAGAAAAGCAAUUGUUGGCCAAGACCCUGGCUGCAGCCAGACAACCGCAUUUAAUUGCGAGACUUCUAGACAGGGCGUACCGCGGAGAAGGAAUCAGGACCCAGGACUUCUUCCUUCUCAUCAACACCGUAGGAGGCAACACGGCAGCUCGCAGCAUUGUCUGGGACUGGGCACGAGCCAACUAUCAGAACUUCAUCGACAGGUUCACCGUCAAUGACCGCUACUUUGGACGCAUGAUCUACUACAUGGUCAGAUACUAUAACACGGAGUUCAAGUUGAGAGAGGUAGAGGCAUUGUUCCGCGAUUUCCCAGAAGAGGGCGCCAGCAAACGAUAUCGCAAGAUGGCUGUGGAGAGUAUUCGCAACAACAUAGACUGGAUGGAAAAAUACCGCCCAGGGAUACUUCAGUGGCUGAGGCGUUGACCUUGAAGUUGCCUCUGGAAUGUACACUUACCAUUAAAUCUAUAUGUGUCAGGACGUGGUGGAAUCAGGCUCUUGUCAAUUUUUGGGCAAUAUGGAGUUAUUGGUAUCA
Messenger RNA from Aplysia californica (California sea hare), 2641 nucleotides. Its product is annotated as glutamyl aminopeptidase. Gene Ontology annotation, cellular component: cytoplasm. Gene Ontology annotation, biological process: peptide catabolic process; proteolysis. The record is from RefSeq and is a predicted model, not a curated record. Gene Ontology annotation, molecular function: metalloaminopeptidase activity; zinc ion binding; peptide binding. Lineage: Eukaryota; Metazoa; Mollusca; Gastropoda; Aplysiida; Aplysiidae.